AUGUCCCCGCUCUUCGCGACGCUGCUGCUCGACAGGGAUUACGCGGGCCUCACGAGCUUGACGGAUUUCAAGUUCGUCGCGACCAGCCUGAGGAUGCUGCGGGAUGAGUUCAACUGCAGGCCACAGCUCACGUCCCACCCUGUAGACACGGCCGUGAGAUGGUUAGCUGCUCGGGGUGUGCUCUAUUUGCAAGCAGAGACGGCGUCCAAAUUGCCAGCAAGCAGCGAUCGAUGUGAAUGA
Molecule: messenger RNA, 240 nt
Organism: Ectocarpus siliculosus
Lineage: Eukaryota; Phaeophyceae; Ectocarpales; Ectocarpaceae
Source: the annotation of a GenBank genome assembly